Camelina sativa (false flax) is the source of this 574-nucleotide messenger RNA. RefSeq lists its product as uncharacterized. The record is from RefSeq and is a predicted model, not a curated record. NCBI's taxonomy places the organism in Eukaryota, Viridiplantae, Streptophyta, Magnoliopsida, Brassicales, Brassicaceae.
UCUACACAAAUCUAUAAGAGACUAUAGGAUCUGAUUUAAGUUAAGGAGUUUACAUUUUUUUUAAGGAGUUUAGAAAAUGUUGGAUUUGGUUGUUGCACUCGUAUCAUGCGUCGUAUUAAUAGUGGUGUUUAUCUUCUUAAUCUGCAUCACCACCAGCGGGGCAGAUGUCAAUUCUCCACCGCCGCUUUCACGACCAGGGCAGCUCGGGUUGCCUGUGUAUAGAACCAAAUGUGAAGAUUUGGCAGGCGCUGGGUCAGCCAUAUCAGUGGCUAGAACCGAUAUUUAUGGUGGUUCAGGUGGUGCUUGUGGCGGAGGUGAAGGCAUCAUCACCAGGGAUACAAAGCUUCCUUUUCCACCUCGGCCUUCACUGAUUCCACCACGACCAGUGGAGCUCCCGAGGCCUACGUAUAGAGCCAAAAAUCAAGAUCUGAUAAGCACUGGCAUCGCGGUAUCAUUGGCUGUAUCCGUUUUAAAUAGUGGUUCCGGUGUUGGUUGUGGCCAUGGCGGUGGUAAUGGAAAUAGUUACAGUGACGGGGGAGGUGGUGGUGGAGGCGGUUGUGGAGGCGGCUGUUAA